Penicillium macrosclerotiorum is the source of this 1002-nucleotide messenger RNA. Its product is annotated as D-mandelate dehydrogenase-like dehydrogenase. The transcript is spliced from 5 exons. Lineage: Eukaryota; Fungi; Ascomycota; Eurotiomycetes; Eurotiales; Aspergillaceae. Gene Ontology annotation, molecular function: glyoxylate reductase (NADPH) activity; NAD binding; hydroxypyruvate reductase [NAD(P)H] activity. Bases 1 to 1002 code for a protein of 333 amino acids. Gene Ontology annotation, cellular component: cytosol. The record is from RefSeq and is a predicted model, not a curated record.
AUGGGGUCCCACGGUGCUAGGCCCAAACUUUUGCUUCUUGGAAAGAUUGGACAGUAUGUGAACAUGACCAGCGACCUGGUCACAUCAACCGCAACUAACCGCGCCGAAUUCCUGCAAGAAUGUCGUGAUGGCAAACUCGAUGGCGUUGUUGCGACCUAUCGUACUUUCCAUUCCGCGAGUCUCACGGGCUUAGUGGAUGAAGAACUUGUCAAUGCUUUACCGAAGUCACUGAGAUACAUUGCUCAUUGUGGAGCUGGCUAUGACCAGAUUGAUGUCCAUGCCUGCAGCGCAAGAAACCCUCCGAUUCUUGUCUCAAACGUUCCUACCGCAGUAGAUGAUGCCACUGCUGACGUGAAUAUGUUUCUGAUCAUCGGUGCAUUGCGUAAUUUCAACAGUGGUAUGCACUUUUUACGUCAGGGUAAAUGGCGGGGUCAGCCAUCAACUCCCCUUGGUCAUGAUCCCGAGGGUAAGGUUUUGGGAAUUCUGGGGAUGGGUGGCAUUGGCCGUAACUUGAAGAAAAAGGCCGAGGCCUUUGGGAUGAAGGUCAUCUAUCAUAACCGCCGCCCAUUGACUGAAGAGCUUUCAGGAGGUGCUCAGUAUGUCACAUUUGACGAACUGCUAUCCACUAGCGAUGUGCUCAGUUUAAAUCUUCCAUUGAAUAAACACACUCGUCACAUUAUCGGCAAGGCUGAAUUUGCCAAGAUGAAGGAUGGUGUGGUUGUAGUGAACACUGCCCGCGGUGCUGUGAUGGACGAGGCUGCCCUUGUCGAGGCCUUGGAUAGCGGCAAGGUGUUAUCGGCUGGCCUUGAUGUCUUCGAGGAAGAGCCAAAGAUUCACCCUGGUCUCCUGAGAAACCCUAAUGUGAUGCUUGUUCCUCAUAUGGGAACUUGGACAAUUGAAACUAUAACUGCUAUGGAGGAAUGGGCCAUUGAGAAUGUUCGCGUCGCUCUAAAGACAGGAAAACUCAAGAGCCCCGUUGCAGAACAAGCUGAGAUGUCGUAA